This is a messenger RNA of Peronospora matthiolae, 1503 nucleotides long. The record is from the annotation of a GenBank genome assembly. Lineage: Eukaryota; Oomycota; Peronosporomycetes; Peronosporales; Peronosporaceae.
AUGCGAACAUUCGGGUGUCAGACAUACGUACUGACGCCUAAAGAGAAUCGACUCAAGUGGGAUCCAAAGGCUCGCGCUGGCAUAUUCGUGGGCUACGAAGAAGUUUUGAAGGCAUAUCGUGUUUAUGACAUCGAGGCGGGGCAGGUGGUUAUCAGCCGCGAUGUCAACUUCGACGAGUCCACCUUUGGACUUCAACUGCCGAUCACUGAUGAAGAUGUCGAUGACCUGGACUUCGAAUUGCUGGAUCUUGAUGACGAAGAGCUGCGUCAAAUGGAGUACAAGCAAACAGGCAAGCACAAGAACCGACUCAAUGAUGAAGAUACAGCAGCUCCACGACCGCGUGCAGUGCGUCAACGACCAGGACUAGAAGAGUCAAGCGCGCCGGAAAACAACUCGUCACACCAAGAAGAAGACGAAGAAACGAAGGAUUCUGGUGAUUCAACACCGCCUGUGUUUUGGCGUGCGAGUGCAAAUGCCGUUGAAGCAGCAGUGGACUUAUCAGAGCCCUCAACAUUUGAAGCAGCAGUAAGCGGCCCUGACCAAGUGCACUGGAGAAAAGCAAUUCAUGCAGAGCUCGAGUCAAUGCGACGUCGCGGUGUGUUUCGUGCAGCCAAGCUGCCCUACGGACAACGCGCCAUUGGCACAAAAUGGGUGUUCAAGAUCAAGCGCAAGGCGGAUGGGUCAAUCGAGAAGUACAAGGCACGACUUGUGGCCAAGGGUUUCCGCCAAAAGUAUGGCAUCGACUACACGGAGACGUUUUCGCCUGUGGUCAAGUAUGUGACGCUGCGAAUGGUGAUCGCAAUUUCCAAGCAUUUUGGAUGGCCUAUCGACCAGCUUGAUGUGUUGACGGCUUUCCUGUAUGGCGUCAUGAAGGAACAAGUGUUCUGCGUGAUUCCUGAAGGCGUCGAACUUGACACGUCGUACUUCGACCCAUGUCUCUACAUCAAGACUUCGGACGGCCAUUGUGUGCUUGUACUGGUCGACGUGGAAGACGUCUUGGUGACUGGAAGCUCGCUUGAGCUAAUUGCACGAACCAAGAACGACUUGAAGACACGUUUUGAGAUGACAGACAGCGGCAAGUAUUCAUUUGUUCUAGGGAUCGAGCUUUUGGACGGUGAAGAUGGCAGUGUGACUCUGUGUCAGCGCCGUUAUGUCGAUGAUAUCCUCAAGCGCUUUGGAAUGGAGGAGUGCAAGGCUGUGGCGAGUCCUGUGGAUGUCAGUUCUCGAGUGAUGUCAAGCAGCACUGCGAACAAGAUCGAUGUUCCAUGCCGUGAAGCUGUUAGUGCUUUGAUGCAUCUGACGACUGCAAAACGACCGGACAUUGCCUGUGCUGUGAGCUUUGUGUCGCGCUUCAUGGAGAAUCCCCAAGAAGAACACGGUUGCGGCCAAGAGCAUCUUUCGCUACCUACAAGACACCAAGAUGCAUGGAAUGUGCUCCAAGCCAAGUGCAAGGAUCGCCUUUCGUGGCUAUUCGGACGCAGACUGGGCCGGCGACCUUACUGA